This is a messenger RNA of Penicillium argentinense, 2097 nucleotides long. Its product is annotated as flavin monoamine oxidase family protein. NCBI's taxonomy places the organism in Eukaryota, Fungi, Ascomycota, Eurotiomycetes, Eurotiales, Aspergillaceae. Gene Ontology annotation, molecular function: L-amino-acid oxidase activity; polyamine oxidase activity. The record is from RefSeq and is a predicted model, not a curated record. The coding region runs from base 1 to 2097 and encodes 698 amino acids. The transcript has a single exon. Gene Ontology annotation, biological process: amino acid catabolic process.
AUGGGAAGCAAGAUGUUGGUGGCUGCAGUGGCGCUUCUGCUGGGCCAGGCACAGGCAGUGCCAGGCCACGCGCAGGAGCACCUCGUGCGAGUGACAACUUCUGAGACGGUGUUUGCGGGCGAAUUGGCCAAUAUUCACCUGAAAUGGCAAAGCAGCCCUCCUCCGGUCAUCAAGGCUGUUUAUGCGUCGUGCCGCAACCCCAACAGCACCAUUGCCGAAGAACUCAUUGGCCAGUACAAUAUCGAACAUCAGCCUCCUCAGCGUCUGGCGUGGGCGGUGCCAAAGAACGCCCACCUAGACCACUGCGUCUAUGUGUAUGGCAGCUCGCAACAUUCAGACACCGAGCAGGUGAUCGGUAAAAGUCGACCUGUGCAUCUCCAACGAAAGGUCAAGAAAAGAUCCGCGGCCGACAUCGACAACCCGCUUCUGCAAAACUUCGACGCUCUGGGAACCUGGUUCGACGGCGUGGCUGCUAUCAAGCAGAAGACGAAUAGCCAUGGAGGCGUGUCGUCGGGGGCGUCCCCAAAGAAUGCUUCGAUUGCGAUCGUGGGAGGUGGCAUCUCGGGCCUAGCCACCGCGCUGAUGCUCGACAGCGUCGGCAUUCACAACUGGGAGAUCAUCGAAGCCAGCGAGCGAGUGGGCGGCCGGUUCCGAACUAAAUACAUGGCCAACACUCAAGAAUGGGCGGAGAUGGGCCCGAUGCGACUGCCUCACUCGGUCACGUACAAAGACGACAAUGAGACCCUGCCCUAUACCGACCACCAGAUGGUCUUCCAGAUGGCCGAGAUCUUGAACGAGAUGAACGGCAAUGACUCGCAGUGGAAAAUCAAUUUCAUUCCCUGGAUUCAGCACCACCCCAAUGAGUUGAUUGCCCAAGGCACGCGCCGACACCCAGACGGCCGCAUUCCAACACGAGGCGAGAUCGAGGCCGAUCCCAGUUUGAACGAUGCCCCCGCCAUGACGAGCACAGAGUACGAGAGUACGAAGCAGAAAAUGGACAAUAUCAUGAAGAACGAAACUACCCUCAAGUCCAUCCAGAAGGAUGUCUGGCAAGCCCACAAGAUUGCCAUGGACGAAGGUCUAGAUGACUGGAGCGAACAGGCCAUGAUGCGGCACGUCUUCAAGGCCAGUGAAAAUGUGACCGACCAGAUCUGGACCGAUUCCGACUACGACGUAUUCUGGGAUGAGAUGCAUCACAAUUCUAACCUUGGUCUGGAUGGCAGCAGCGAAUCCCUGGGCGAGACGCACUGGCUUUGCAUUGAUGGGGGUUUCGGCCGAUUUUCCGAUGCUUUCCUGCCUCACGUCAAGAACAGACUCGUCCUCAACCGGCAGAUCCGCAAGUUGGAAUCUAUCCAGGGUCAAAAUAGCGCCCUGCGCACUCGUCUGUCGUGGUAUCCAAGUGUCACCAACCGUACAUUCGAGUCCAAGGAGUACGACUAUACGAUCAUGGCAGCCCCAUUCACCAUGACCCGCUUCAUGGACCUGCCCACCUUCUCAUCCGUCCUGGGGCGCGCGAUCAGUGAAGCCGGCGUCCGGUUCAAGUCUGCAUGCAAAGUCGCUCUGCUAUUUUCCGAACGCUUCUGGGAGAAAGGCGACAAGCCGAUUUUUGGCGGAUACUCGAAGCCACCCAGCGAUCCGAUCGGAGCCCUCUACUAUCCGGUAUACGGACUCAACGAGUCACGGCCUGGCUUGAUUAUGCACUACCGCGGAGGAGAUUGGAGCGACCGCUUCGUCAGUUUCUCCGACGAGGAGCAUGUCCAAACUGUUCUCGACUCGAUCGUCUCGCUCCAUGGAGAACAUGUCCGCGAUCUCUACACGGGCGACUACGAGCGACUCUGCUGGCUUCAAGACCAGCACACCGCGACGGCGUGGUGCCGACCCGACGUGGAACAACACAAGCUGUACAUUCCAGCCUACCACAAGACAGAGCAUAACACCAUCUUCAUCGGCGAGCAUACCGCUCCCACACAUGCUUGGGUCAGCUCUUCCCUUCACUCUUCUGUGCGUGGAUCGGUGCAAUUGCUGUUGGAGUUGGGGUUGGUGGACGAGGCCAAGGAACUAAACAAGCGGUGGAUGGGCCGGUGGAUCAAGCUCUGA